AUGUUUCUCUUAUUCACUCUCUCGAAAGGAGUGAUGAUUUGGAUGAUAUUUUUUCAAGUACUUCGAAGUCACUCUACGGGCAUGGUUUGGGGCCUCAGCACUGACUCAAAACCCAUCCAGGCAAGUGGACCUCGACGGAUAGAGACUAUUCAAAAGCCUCGUCGUCUGAUCAAACGAUCACGAGGCUCCACGCUCAAUGACUCAUUCAAGCCAAUAAGAAAAUUCUUACGCUCUAAAUCAGUGGGGUGCUUUGAAGGAGGCAUCAGGCGGGAUAGAAUCGUGAGCGACACUCCAACAUCAAAGAAGGAUCACCCAAGAAAGGUACCAUUUACUACCGAAACACCCACCCACCUGACUGGUCGAGAGAGAGCUUCCUCCUACCCCGCUUCACCUGUACCACAACGUAAAUUCAAUCGUUCCACCUCAAUCCUUAGCUUCAUGAGACAUACCAAACCAGAUAAAAUUGUGAAUGACGCUCUCGAAUCCAAGAAACAAGAAGCCAUCGAAGGGACAGGAAAAGAUGAUUUUUUGGUGAUUGAAGAACCUCGCCAAAAGUCCCAACAACAGAUACCUAUGUACAGCCCGGAAUACGAACCUUUACUUCGAACUUUCAAAACAGUUCAACCUGUCUCACCCCCUAAACCCAAGCCUAAGGUAGGAAUCUUGAAGGCGUUGAAGGGAGGCCUAGAAAAAUUUCUUGAGAAACUGGCACAGCUUACGGUCAGCUUUUGUCAAGGGUUUUUUAAGAUGAUGCGGCGGAAAAAUGCAUUUUUGACCAACCUGAGACUGAAUCACAUCAUACCAUUUUCCCUUUCAGUGAGCAAUGUCCCCUCAGAUACGGGGGCAGCAGCAGAAACAGGCCAAUCUAGUGUACUGAAUGAUAUGAAGAUGCUUGCUUGGGAGCUGAUUUUGAAUCCUUCAAAACGAGACACGGUCAUCUUCGACAUCGCGGGAUAUAAAAACAAGAAACCCUACUUGUCCAUUGUAGAGAACAAAAUCAAUACAGCGACUGAAACUCUCAAAACAAAGUUGAGAGAAAAAAUUCCGAGCUGGGUGAGCGCAGAACUUGCUGAGCGUUCUAAAAAUCUCCCAAGUGGAUGGGAUGAGUAUGUGAGAUCACUGUCACCAUCAAAGAGAAAAGAAGUCAUGGAUAUAUCAGAAGGAACGUUCAAGGAAUUGGCGGCACAGAUUCCUGCAUAUUAUGCGCGUCAAGUUGGAGAGAUUGCUCGAGAGUAUAGGAAUGCAAGAUUGAAUCCUCCUGUGGCAGCCGUUGUAUAA
This is a messenger RNA of Melampsora larici-populina 98AG31, 1278 nucleotides long. RefSeq lists its product as uncharacterized. The record is from RefSeq and is a predicted model, not a curated record. NCBI's taxonomy places the organism in Eukaryota, Fungi, Basidiomycota, Pucciniomycetes, Pucciniales, Melampsoraceae. Bases 1 to 1278 code for a protein of 425 amino acids. The transcript has 3 exons.